UCACUACGAGUCGAGAGCUCCGACCAUCCACAGGUGUUUGUGUUGUGUGCGUUUUGUUCUCGAGUGAAUUGCAGUUUGUUUUGUUUUUCCGUUGUUGACUUGCAGUGUGUCUCAUCAACCAGUGUGCACAACUCGACUGGCCAAAGAAACUCUUCGUUAUUUCUCUCGGAUCAUCUACAUUUGCUUAGGGCUGGGAUCGAGUGCAACAGGACGACAAUGUCGCUGAUUGGAUUACUGGGCAGCUUUGCCGGAUUCGUUCGCGUACGAUUCCUGCACGACAAGGCAGAUAUCGACAAUGCCGUCUUCCGUCUCCAUUACCGUUUCACCAGCGCUUUCUUCUUUGCCGCUUGCGUCAUUAUCACUGCCUUCGACCUCAUCGGCAGUCCAAUUGACUGCAUCACGGACGAUGCCAUUAGUCGACCGGAGGUGAUCAACACCUACUGCUGGAUCCAACACACAUUCACUUUGCCCGGAUCCUCGAAAUUGCCUGGUGGUAAAGUCGUCCAGUAUCCGCAAGCUUUCCAGGGUGUCGGCCCGGCCUACGAGGGACAGGGCGAACGGCGGAUUCAUAGCUACUACCAGUGGGUUCCGUUCGUCCUCUUCUUCCAGGGCAUCCUCUUCUACCUGCCGCAUUGGAUUUGGAAGCAGUUCGAGGAUGGGACGGUGCGCAACAUGACGGACGGAAGCCGCGGCCUGUUGCUGGGCUGGGUGGCCGAGGACCGCAAGAUGCGCUCUUCGGCCCUGUCUCACUACCUGCAAGAGACGCUGCACACGCGCGGCCGUUUGGCUCUCGUCUACAUCGGCUGCGAGGUCCUCAAUUUGGUCAACGUCAUUGGCAACAUCUUCUUUAUCGAUCGGUUCCUCAACGGCGCAUUCCUCGACUACGGCACCCGAGUGAUCCAGUAUUCCAACAUGGACCAAGAAGAUCGUGAUGACGUCCUCAUCGAAGUCUUUCCUCGUAUGACCAAGUGUACGUUCCAUCGCUACGGCUCUUCAGGCAGCAUCCAAACACAUGACGCCCUUUGUGUUUUGGCAUGGAACAUUUUCAACGAAAAGAUCUACAUUUUCCUUUGGUUCUGGCUGAUUCUGCUGUCCGUCCUGUCAGCCCUGGCGCUCGCCUAUCGGCUGGUCAUCGUCGUCUCGCCCAUCGCGCGCCUCUUCGUCAUGCGGCGCGUCUCUUCGCCGUCGAUGGACUCGGCCGAAACGGUCAUCCGACGCGUCCCGUUCGGUGACUACUUCCUCAUCCACAUGCUCGGCAAGAAUUUGGAAGGUUUCCUCUUCAACGGUCUCAUCGACGAUCUGGCUCAUCGCUUCACGGCCGGCAACGAUCCCAACAAAAUCAAUUCGUCCGCCGGCCUGGAAUCAGCGCCCAUUCUAAGCGCCCUGUACGGAAGCCCUGGCGAACGAUGAUUUUAUCGUUUUCUUCUUCUUUUUUUUUUCUUUUUUUAAAAAGAGAUAGACCCCACAUCAUUUUCUUUUUUGUGUGUGUAUGUGUGUGUGUUGUGAAUGUGUGGGAAGGGGCAUGGGGGCUCUCGUUUUAUGAAAGAUUUUUUUUUUUUUUUUCGUUUUGGUUUGAUUUACAUGAGCCAGCCAGAUUCACUGUGAUGUGCGCGCCACCGAGUUGUGUCAAAAAAAAAAUGUGUGUGUAGCCUUUUUUUUUUCUUUGUUUUGUUUCUAUUUUUAAUCACUUUCUAUUUUGUACUUUUGUUUUUUUUUCUUUAACACUUAACUUUGGUACUUUUUUUUUUGUUACUUUCAUUCGAUGUAAUUCCUUUUUUUCCUCCCAAGUGUACUUGAACAGCCAGUGCCACCAAGACACACCUCAUAAAAUUUCUUUUAUUUCUUUGCAAAAUUCGCUACCCAACGGGAAAGAGUAUUGGUUGUUUUCUCAAAAAAAAAAAAGAAAAAAAGAAAAUGGAUGGAUGUAAAUAACGAGAUGAACAAAUUCAAAAAAAGAAAAAGUAAUAAAAAAAAUUGAAUUU
Messenger RNA from Daphnia carinata, 1982 nucleotides. Its product is annotated as innexin inx3-like. Gene Ontology annotation, molecular function: gap junction channel activity. Gene Ontology annotation, cellular component: plasma membrane; gap junction. The record is from RefSeq and is a predicted model, not a curated record. Bases 217 to 1410 code for a protein of 397 amino acids. Gene Ontology annotation, biological process: phototransduction. The transcript has 2 exons. Lineage: Eukaryota; Metazoa; Arthropoda; Branchiopoda; Diplostraca; Daphniidae.